This is a messenger RNA of Thrips palmi, 2429 nucleotides long. RefSeq names its product mucin-5AC-like. The coding region runs from base 185 to 2170 and encodes 661 amino acids. The record is from RefSeq and is a predicted model, not a curated record. The transcript is spliced from 13 exons. NCBI's taxonomy places the organism in Eukaryota, Metazoa, Arthropoda, Insecta, Thysanoptera, Thripidae.
GGAAGUAGUAAGUGCAGCAGUAGUGGUAGUAGUGGUGAUUGUAGAUUUGCUUGUUUGCAAGUGACGUUGCUGCUGGAGAAUGUCAAUGUUGUUUAUUUACAUUAUUCGUGGCCCGUUCGAGGCAUGACGCUCACCCACCACAACACCCACGUCUCCAAAGCUCGGCCCAAGGGGAUGACGGAUCAUGGAUUUGUCACCGCCAUCAGAAUCCCGUCCGGAUCUUGAAUCCCUCAAGUCGACUGCAUUUGUGGUGCACUUUGAAUCCCCCAAUGCUGCCAAGCGUCCAACUCACAGCAAGCGAAUGCGACAUAUGCGAAACUUGUCGCUCCCAAUUACUGGUCUUUAUAAUAGUCAGGUGAAUGAGCCAUCAGCAGCUCAUCCCAGUGGUGCGCCACGGUGUGCUGGUUACCAUUCAGAGGGUUAUUUUUCAAGUGACCAAGAAGAUGACUCAGCCCGGUCUCGUUUGCAAAACGUGAGGCGCCCAAGUUUAGGAAAUGUAGAAACCUGUGCUUUAUCUCCUAUGGCAGAGAAUGCACCAGGAAUCAAUGAUAGAAAUAACAAUGGAGACGAUGAGUCUGAUGUCUUGAGUGACACAGGAACAUACACCAUUGACAAAGAAACCUCAGACGUCAAGCAAGCACGAAAAUCAAUCUCCAAAGUGUUUGGAGUUCAUGAUGAGCAAAAAGAUGAAAACCAUAUUCAUGGUAACCACCAUGAAAAUAGCUGGGUGUCUGAAUGGGCAAGCCGCCUUGUGUCAUCACAUGGUGACCCUGCCCCCUCUCCAACAACAGAAAACAGACCAAUUUGCAGUCCAAAAUCCCCUCAGAGAUUAAAUCAUCUCCGUAAUGCUGAAGACCAGUUUGAGGAAGAUGAUUCUGCUUUAGAAACAGUAUCAUUUUUACGAACAACAGAAUCGGUUGUUAGUGCUAUGACUGCACGCAUGACAAAUAGUCUCUCUAUGGACUCUGGGGACGAAUCCUCUGAUAUCAGUGAUCCUCCAGGGCCCACCAUAAAAAAGCGCCUUGCACCCGUAACCACUGAAAUUGCAGCAAUACAAACAAGGCCCAACAGAGCUUUCAGCUUGCGGCGCGCAAGACUUGGCUGUGAUAUUCCAGUUGAAGACCGGAAGAAAGGUGCAAUCUUGGCCACAGAACCUGUUCAAGUCGCAUUGCCUGCACAGGUUCCCAUGCCGGCUCUUGUCACAGCACCUACUAAUAAACAAGGUCGUAAAGGCUCUGUUGAUUCAUCUCGCAGCUCGUCUACAUCUACCUCGUCCCCUAAAACUGCAAGUCCUAAGACUGCCAGCCCCAAAACUGCCAGCCCAAAAGUCUCUAGCCCUAGACCAGUCAGGGCAGAGGCCUUUGCUCGCACUGACUGUGGACGUUUUAGCAUGCGCACUUCAAAAGCUGCUGCUCCAAUGAUUCCUGUCAUGAAGAAGGAUGUUUCUCAGCCUAAAAGUGGUAAAAAAUUAGUUGGAGUUGGCACCAGCACCAGAAGUAACUCAACUCUUUCUUCAAGAGAAGUUGAGUUCCAAAACUGGAAGAGAAGGAAGAGUUACGACCCAAUGAAGGCUGCUGCUGAAGGGAAAAAGAAGGAAGUGGUGAAGAAACCUGCUAGUGCUGUUAAUACACCUGCCUCUUCUUCAUCUGCAGUUGCUUCAGCUAUUCCUACAGCCGCACCAUUGCCAAGCCCAACUUCAAGCCCAACCAACCAUGUUCUUAGGUCAGCAUCUUUUCAUGGCACCCAUGGACUCUUGCCUCCAUACAAUGAUUGUGAUUCUGAUGAGGAUGAAGAUGAAGAUUUUAGUCAAUCACCCCCUGGUCUUGCCACAUGUCCCAGCCCAGUGCAUUCUACUCCGCCAAUGCAACAGACCAUGGACAGUCUUGUUAUUGUAGCUGUAUCUGGACUUUCCCAAAAGCUGAAAUGUAGUUCAAGCAAUCUGCUCAAAAAGCUAAGGUACCUGUAUGAAUCAGAUAGCAUUGCUGCUGAGCGGCUGGAUAUGCAAAUACACCUCCUGGAAGAGGUUGAUAGAUCAACACCUACUUCUCCUAUAAGAAGUCCGUCCAGAGAGCUUUCAUCUACUUUAAGAAAUCUUAAACGAUUGGAAAGUGCUCUGCAAGUUUUAGACGAAGUGCUGUUUGAAGAUGAAGAAGACUUGGUGCUACAUUAAAUGCAAAUAUCUUUAUGUUAUGUUCAAUACGCUUCAAUAUAUUAUAUUAAAUUAUUCCAAGCUUCAAAUUUACGCUCUAUCCAUUUGUACAGUUUGUCUGCAAAGCAAUGUCUGUGCCAGCACAUACUUUGAUUUAUAGUAUAUGGAGCUAUGAAGCUAUGCUUAGCCUCACAACUGCUAAAUAAACCAUCGUUCAUGGCAUAAAUGAACGAGACUUGUGAAACGAAAGAAAUUUUCUAUAAAGACAAUGGAAAAGCUC